UUUUGACGGUAUCGUUAAAGUACGUGGUUUCGAAGCGGAAACUGCGUUGACUGUCGCAAACAAAAUGACCGCCAUAAUUGUAACCCAGGAAAAAUACUUUAUGCAGUACUUUCGGUGUCCAUAUUUUUACAAUACUUCCACUGAUCUUAUGAUCGUGUUUGAGACACCGAUGACAAUUGUGGCAGACAACGUUAAUUCGCCACGAAUACAUUUACCACUGUCCUUUUUUAAAAUAUGUAGAAUCUUUAAUAUUUUUGAACCAUUGCUUUGGAGAUAAAUAUACGAAUCCAAUUAGAAAUCAAAAAUUUUCUCAAGCCAAUUCCAAUACCUUACUAUGUACAGAUAUCAGAUCGAAGUAGCAACACAAGACCCUGAAUUGCGAUACGAUCAGUUCAAGCAAUGCGUGAUGACUCAUCAUAAAGCUCUGAAGUUUUUCGACAAUCUACAGGAAUGUAGCCAGAAUAUGUUUCUUUUGCUGAUUGCGUUGAACAUGACGCUUAUCAGCAUGACAGCCGUGCAAAUACUUAUGCACAUGGAUCAACCUCUGGACAGUACCAGAUUCAUUCUGUUCUUUCUGUGCUCACACUUUCAUUUGUACGUCGUCAGCCUGUUCGGGCAAAUCAUACUGAACCACAGUACAAUAUUAGCGGAAAGAAUAUACAACUGCAACUGGUACGAGGUACCGACCAAGUUCCAGAAAUUGCUUUGCAUUAUGAUGGGAAGGUGCAACAAACCUUGCAUUUUGAGCGCGGGAGGACUGUACGAUAUGAACAUGGAGAACUAUGGAAAAGCAGUGAAAACGUGCAUGUCGUACUUCACCAUGUUUCUGUCCAUGAGGGAGUGAGUGUACAGCUAUCAAGCUCAACUGAUCAUAAGGACAAUGAUACUGUAUCCACGAAAUUUGCCAGCGAAUCGAA
Messenger RNA from Megachile rotundata (alfalfa leafcutting bee), 917 nucleotides. RefSeq names its product odorant receptor 65a-like. NCBI's taxonomy places the organism in Eukaryota, Metazoa, Arthropoda, Insecta, Hymenoptera, Megachilidae. Gene Ontology annotation, molecular function: olfactory receptor activity; odorant binding. Gene Ontology annotation, biological process: sensory perception of smell; detection of chemical stimulus involved in sensory perception of smell. Gene Ontology annotation, cellular component: plasma membrane. The record is from RefSeq and is a predicted model, not a curated record.